AUGGGAGUUUAUCUAGUAGCUCUGCUUUUGUGUAGCCUCACUACUUACCUCCUAUAUCGUUACAUAAGAUGUAACAGCGGAAAUUCAUUUUUCGACGGCAAACACGUUCUCAUUACAGGUGGCUCCAGUGGGAUUGGCCUAUCUCUGGCUAUUUUGGCUCGCCGAUCGGGAGCUAAUAUAACACUUAUCGCAAGAAACAGAGAAAGACUAAAACUCGCUAGGGAAACACUUGCAUCGACUUCGACCACUCGAUCUGAUGCCUGGGUUGAAGUUAGAUCUAUGGAUCUUACUAGCUCAUAUGCUAGUCCCGUUGAUGUACUUAUCCAUUCUGCAGGCUUCUGCUUUUCUCGCGAAUUUAGGGAAAUGCCUAUAGAUGAGAUUGCUUCAAUGAAUCACACAAAUUAUCUGGGCCCAGUCCAUUUGACGCAUAUAUUGCUCCCAUCUAUGCUGUCCAUGUUUUCGCCCCAGCAAAACCGUUUAAGCCACCCAGCUCGUGAACGCAGGAUAGCCUUCAUCUCAAGUAUGGGCGGCCAGGUCGCUAUAGCAGGUUUAACUGCGUAUUCUGCCACUAAAUACGCAAUAAGAGGGUUUGCAGAUGCCUUGAGAAUGGAACUUGACAUGACCGGACCGCUUGUCACUACUUCAUUCCCUCCCGACACGGACACACCCGGAUUUGCCUUUAUUAACUAUGAUCCAAGGGCUUUCAUGACUUACAGCCAUUCGGUCGGAUCAUUCGUGUAUCGAGUCACUUAUAUGCCCCCAAGGUAA
This is a messenger RNA of Protopolystoma xenopodis, 768 nucleotides long. Lineage: Eukaryota; Metazoa; Platyhelminthes; Monogenea; Polystomatidea; Polystomatidae. The record is from the annotation of a GenBank genome assembly.